This is a messenger RNA of Acanthosepion pharaonis, 867 nucleotides long. Lineage: Eukaryota; Metazoa; Mollusca; Cephalopoda; Sepiida; Sepiidae. The record is from the annotation of a GenBank genome assembly.
AUGCUGGUGAAUCUAUCUAUCUAUCUAUCUAUCUAUCUAUCUAUCUAUCUAUCUAUCUAUCUAUCUUCCGUCCCGCUAUCUAUCUAUCUAUCUAUCUAUCUAUCUAUCUAUCUAUCUAUCCUUUCCUUUCAUUUUUCCCUUUCUUUCUGUCAGUCAAUUCCUAACUCGGCUUUUCCCUCUCUGUUUCCCCUCACUCUCACUCUCUCUCAGUCCCAUUCUCUGUCACAAUCUAUCUAUCUAUCUAUCUAUCUAUCUAUCUAUCUAUCUAUCUAUCUAUCCCACACGAUAGAUAAUCCGUCCAGCUAUCUAUCUAUCUAUCUAUCUAUCUAUCUAUCUAUCUAUCUAUCUAUCUAUCUAUCUAUCCUUUCCUUUCUCCCUUUCUUUCUGUCAUCCCAUUCUCUGUCACAAUCUAUCUAUCUAUCUAUCUAUCUAUCUAUCUAUCUAUCUUACCAACUGUUUUCGUUCUUUCAAAUAUUCUUUCUUUCUUUUGUUGUUUUAAUCUAUCAUAUUCUUCAGAUCUAUCUAUCUAUCUAUCUAUCUAUCUAUCUAUCUAUCUAUCUAUCCUGCAAGAUAGAUAAUCCAUCCCGCUAUCUAUCUAUCUAUCUAUCUAUCUAUCUAUCUAUCUAUCUAUCUAUCCUUUCCUUUCCUUUCUCCCUUUCUUUCUGUCAGUCAAUUCCUAACUCGGCUUUUUACUCUCUAUUUACCCCCAAUCUCUCACUCUCUCAGUGCCAUUAUCUAUCUAUCUAUCUAUCUAUCUAUCUAUCUAUCUAUCUAUCUAUCUAUCUAUCUAUCUCAGGCUGUUUUAUUUUAUUAUUUCCUCUUUUCUUUAUAUAUAAUAUACGUUUUCUUAUUGAUGUCCCUCUCUAA